Molecule: messenger RNA, 175 nt
Organism: Acaulospora colombiana
Lineage: Eukaryota; Fungi; Glomeromycota; Glomeromycetes; Diversisporales; Acaulosporaceae
Source: the annotation of a GenBank genome assembly
AACACCAUGGCUCGCGUACAACCGCGAGCGCUCUGGUGUCUCCAUGGGCGAUCAAGACCAGCGCCCGCCUUCGGUGUCGCAGCUCCAACCCGCUCUCGCCGUCGGCCAGGGCCCAAAACUGAUCUUGAAACGAGUCGCGGACGGCGAGGAGUUCGGAAGAGCGAGACAACGCUAG